This is a messenger RNA of Physella acuta, 2876 nucleotides long. Its product is annotated as glucose-6-phosphate exchanger SLC37A2-like. Gene Ontology annotation, molecular function: glucose 6-phosphate:phosphate antiporter activity. Gene Ontology annotation, cellular component: membrane. Gene Ontology annotation, biological process: transmembrane transport. Lineage: Eukaryota; Metazoa; Mollusca; Gastropoda; Physidae. The record is from RefSeq and is a predicted model, not a curated record.
GUGAUUUAUGAUUUACCAUCACGUCAGUGUGUGGUAUGAUCAAAGAGCCAAAUACUGUUUUUAUCUGGUGAUGAUUAGUAUACAAAUAAAACCAGUUGCUAGCAGAAGAUGACAGUUCCUUUCCUGAUACGUUGUCUGCCUAGGGCGGUCUCAUAUCGUCAUCGAGACUUUGCCUACAGAUGGGGUAUCUUGUUCUUUACUUUUAUAUGCUACACUAGCUAUCAUCUCUCUAGGAAACCAAUUAGUGUUGUUAAGAGUGUUUUACAUCAUAAAAACUGCAGCACAGAGCCCCAUGGCAAAAAUGUUAACACAAGCAAUCCCUACUGGUGUGACUGGGCUCCAUUUAAUGUUAAGGACUACAAGGAUCUUCUCGGAGCACUAGAUUUGUGUUACCUUUUUUCGUAUGCUGUUGCUAUGUUCCUCAGUGGUCAUAUAGCUGACCGUAUGAACCUGCGCUACUACCUGUCGGGGGGUAUGAUUCUCAGUGGUGUUUUCACUGUUGCCUUUGGCCUUGGCUAUUACUAUGAUGUCCACACCCUCCCAUUUUACAUUGCUAUGCAGAUCUUAGGUGGAAUUUUUCAAGCCACUGGCUGGCCUGGUGUUGUUGCUUGUGUAGGGAACUGGUUUGGUAAAGGAAAACGAGGCCUUAUAAUGGGUAUCUGGAAUGCACAUACAAGUGUUGGGAAUAUACUUGGCUCGGUUAUAGCAGGCGCAUUUGUAGAGGAUGAAUGGGGGAUGUCUUUUGUUGUUCCUGGUCUGAUCAUUAUAGCUGUUGGUGUACUGGUGUUUCUCUUCCUUGUUCCGCAUCCGCGAGAUGUUAACUGUGAACCACCUGACCAUUCUGAUGCUACCAAAGUUAUGACAAGAAGCGGGGCUGAGUCUAAAGAAAAUCUAGAGCAAAGUGUGUUGAUAGAGAACAAUGAAUCUACAGCUUUAAUAAGUAAAGAGCAGCCAAUUUCUAUAUUAAAAGCAUUGUCCAUACCAGGUGUCAUUGAGUUUGCACUGUGCUUGUUUUUUGCUAAAUUAAAUUCAUACACAUUUUUGUACUGGCUGCCCAACUACAUAUCAGAAAAAACCACUGUUUCGCCAUCAGACGCAGCCUACACUUCUACAAUAUUUGAUGCUGGUGGUAUCAUUGGUGGUGUUUUAGCCGGAGUUAUCUCAGACAGAUAUCGCAUGCGUGGUUUGACGUGUGCAUUGUUCCUUGUGGUUGCUGCCCCUCUGUUAUUUAUAUAUAAUCAAUAUGGAAGUGUUGUACCUUUCUAUGCAAAUUGCCUAAUGUUGGCUGUAUGUGGGAUAGGUGUGAAUGGCCCUUAUGCUUUGAUCACAACAGCAGUGAGUGCUGACCUAGGGACACACAAAUCUGUCCGGGGAAAUGCUAAAGCUCUAGGCAUGGUCACUGCCGUCAUUGACGGUACAGGAAGUAUAGGUGCUGCUAUAGGUCCCAUGUUGACAGGAGUUGUCUCCUCCACUGGAUGGGAAAAUGUUUUCUACAUGUUGAUAGCAGCAGAUUUGGUUGCAGCUCUUUUGCUGAUACGAGUUGUAAUCAAAGAAAUUUACCAAAGAAGAGGUGGCGAGUUGGAUAUCAGAGUUGUCAUUUUACCAAAAAUGACAAGGUUUAGGAUUGUAAGUUUUGGGCUUAUAAUUAUAUUCAUCUUUGGCUUUAUAUUUCAUAAAUAUUCAUAACAUGAGGCACUGUGGGAUCUUUCUAUGAUUUUAUUUAAAACCACACCAUUUUAUGUUGCAUUUAUUUUACUGUCCUGUUGAUUUGUUGUUACAUUAACAAAUUAUCUUUGUAUAGAUUGUUUCAGACAAUUGACCCAUAUAAAACAAAUCAUUUAAACAAGUUAAAAAAAAUUAUGUAUUGCCUUACAUCUAAUAACAUGAAUAUUUGGCUUAUUAUUUAUUUUUUGGCAAUGCAUUCUGGGAAAUUUUAUUUAUUUAUUUUGUUUAGUUUUUGCUUGUAGUACUGCUUAAAUUUUUACUGUAAUCUAGUGAUACAAAUUAAUUACAUGAUUUAGUUAAUUACAGAAAUAAAAACAAAAAUCGUGGCAGAUGGUAUUUUAAAAAUAUUAAAAUAAAAAUUGCAGUCAUAAUUUAAUUCAUGCAUUCAUUUAUUGAAAAUAUUUUAAAAGCAAAGGUAAAUCAGUUUUAUCACAUAAAAAAAUAUUUUUAAAUAUUUAUAACUUGAAAUGGAGUUUUGAUGUACAAGGAAGUUAAUAGUACUGUAGGGUUUGAUUUCUACAGUUGCUUGAUCUAUUUCUGCAGUGAAAUAGAAUAUCGAAAACAAUUCUUGCUUAGAAGAAUAGGAGAGUAGUAUUUUAUAAAGGUCAGAAAAUAUAGGCUUAAUAUAAAAAUUACUGUUAUGAGCUGAUUUAAUACUGCUGCUUCAACUGGUAACUGCUACCUAAGUAUUCAUGUAUAUAAAUCUUCUUAAUUUUGAAUCCUCAUUAGAACAGCCAUUUUAUUUCUAAAAUAGAAUGUUAAUAUACUUAAAAUAAAUAGGUAUUUAAAGGAAUUAAUGUACAAGGUGCCUUCAUUGAGAAAAAAAUAAAAUAAAUAGAAAAUACUUUAUUUUGAGUUUUUUUACGAGUUAACUUAGCACAUUAUAUUUUCUAAUCCGAACAAAGAUUAUAAUGUCCUUUUUUUUCUCUGUUCUAUAUACUUAACUCACUUCCUCAGUACUAACUCAUUAACAUAGGUCUAGCUUUUCCUUAACGGUUAGGUCGACGGCUAACACUGCAGGAAAACAAUAACAUAAUGUUUUAAUUUUAAUCUAUUUAUACUAGUGGCUUUUUAGUUGAUACCAGUCAUAUAGCUCAACUUUUAAAGAAUAUCUUUUUGAAGUUUGAAAUUUUAAAUUUGUCUUAAAAUUG